Aspergillus niger is the source of this 651-nucleotide messenger RNA. RefSeq lists its product as uncharacterized. The record is from RefSeq and is a predicted model, not a curated record. The transcript has a single exon. Lineage: Eukaryota; Fungi; Ascomycota; Eurotiomycetes; Eurotiales; Aspergillaceae. Gene Ontology annotation, biological process: inositol catabolic process. Gene Ontology annotation, molecular function: inositol oxygenase activity; iron ion binding. The coding region runs from base 1 to 651 and encodes 216 amino acids. Gene Ontology annotation, cellular component: cytoplasm.
AUGACCGUCUGGGAAGCCAUUGAGAAGCUCAACACCUUCAUCGAUGAAUGUGACCCCGAUACCCAGGAGUCACAGAUGACGCACCUUCUUCAGUCUGCUGAAGCAAUUCGCCAGGAGGGAAAGCCGCGCUGGAUGCAACUUGUCGGAUUGAUUCAUGAUCUGGGAAAGUUGCUUUUCUUCUUCGGCGCACAGGGUCAGUGGGAUGUCGUGGGCGAUACGUUUCCUGUUGGAUGUGCUUUUGAUGAUCGCAUCAUUUUUGGUACGGAAUCUUUCAAAAACAAUGAGGACAUCAAGAACCCGAUCUACAAUACCAAGUUUGGGAUCUAUUCUCCUGGCUGUGGACUGGAGAAUGUCAUGCUUUGCUGGGGUCAUGAUGAAUACUUGUAUCACAUUGUCAAAGAUCAGUCGACUAUUCCUGAUGAAGGUCUUGCGAUGAUCAGAUAUCACUCGUUCUAUCCCUGGCACCGGGAGAAUGCUUACCACGAGUUGAUGAAUGAGCAUGAUAAGAAAAUGCUUGCGGCGGUGCGGGCUUUUAACCCUUAUGAUUUGUACAGCAAGAGCGAUAGCGUGCCGGAUCCAGUGAAGCUGAAGGUGAGAAUACCCAGAGCUCUUCCAUGUGAGGUAUUGCCACUAACACUGGUUCUUAAAUGA